Messenger RNA from Theobroma umbraticum, 1491 nucleotides. It is a transcript of the gene NAP7, whose product is annotated as non-intrinsic ABC protein 7. The record is from RefSeq and is a predicted model, not a curated record. NCBI's taxonomy places the organism in Eukaryota, Viridiplantae, Streptophyta, Magnoliopsida, Malvales, Malvaceae. Gene Ontology annotation, molecular function: ATP hydrolysis activity; ATP binding.
CUAGUGUAGGGAAUGAUACUCUCCGUUGAACUUCCCGAGUUGUCGCAGCAAUAAUCGCCGCGUGGCAAUAUCAAGACCUCGCCGUGGUAAGGGAAAAGGAAAAAGAAUAAAACGAAAACAAAAAUAAUUUCCGCCAAUGGCUUGGCAAAUGCAGUGCACUGCUUCACCACCACUGGCUUCACCUCCGCCCUUUACACGGAAAUGUUUGCCUCCCCGUUCUCUGUUUUUUACUCUCUCUGCCACUUGCUCUUCACGUUUCCGCCCUACUCACAUGCCGUCCCUUAGGUCCGUCACUUGCUCCCUAUCGGCCGUCGAAUCUCCCACCUCGACGGACGGUCUCAAUGAUUCCAAGACCCCUCUUCUCGAAGUCAAAGGUUUGACUGCCGUGAUUGCUGAGACGAAACAGGAAAUCCUCAAAGGCGUUAACCUCGUCGUAAACCAAGGAGAGAUUCAUGCUAUAAUGGGAAAGAAUGGCUCCGGGAAGAGUACAUUUUCUAAGGUUCUUGUUGGGCAUCCUGAUUAUGAGGUGACCGGAGGCAGUGUUGUGUUUAAAGGGGAGAAUUUGCUUGACAUGGAGCCAGAGGAAAGGUCUCUUGCCGGGCUUUUCAUGAGUUUCCAGGCUCCAGUUGAGAUCCCAGGUGUCAACAAUAUUGACUUCUUGCACAUGGCCUACAAUGCUCGAAGGAAAAAACUUGGUGAGCCGGAGCUUGGUCCACUUGAGUUCUAUGCUUAUAUAUAUCCUAAACUUGAUGUUGUGAACAUGAAGACUGAUUUCCUUAACAGAAAUGUCAAUGAAGGAUUUAGUGGAGGUGAAAGAAAGCGCAAUGAGAUUUUACAGCUUGCGGUUCUGGGGGCAGACUUGGCUAUACUAGAUGAAAUAGACUCUGGCUUAGAUGUUGAUGCCCUUCGAGAUGUAGCAAAAGCAGUGAAUGGGCUUUUGACUCCGAAGAACUCCGUUUUGAUGAUCACUCAUUAUCGACGGCUUUUGGAGGUUAUAAAACCAACAUGCAUCCAUAUUAUGGAGGAUGGAAGAAUCAUAAAAACAGGAGAUAGCUCCUUGGCCAAAGUUCUUGAGGAGAAAGGCUAUACUGCAAUUUCUGCUGAAUAGCAUACUAUCGUUAAUUGCCUCUGCUCCACAGUGUUUUACAUCAGCAAUUGGGAAGGAAUCCAUGGCAGAAUAUCUCUCCACUGAAUCAGGUUCCAACAUCAUCGUAAGGGAGCAUGGAGCCUUAGGUGCCUGCAAUGGUGCCUCGUAGGGUUUUGGUUUCCAUAUUUAACCUCUUGCUUUGGCAUGUAAAUUUGAGGGUUUCCCGCCCUUUUCCCUCAUUGGGAUGUGGUGUUAGGAUUUUCAGAAAGACACAACUUUAUUUCUAUAUGAGUACUGUGGGGUGUUGACCAUAUCUAUGGUCGAUGCUUUACCAGGUCUGAUCUAUUUUUCAGCUGAAAGUCGGGUCUGGAAAUAAUAACUGUAAUCUGACUGUAUUUGAUUAA